Molecule: messenger RNA, 12491 nt
Organism: Pristis pectinata (smalltooth sawfish)
Lineage: Eukaryota; Metazoa; Chordata; Chondrichthyes; Rhinopristiformes; Pristidae
Gene: dclk2a
Product: doublecortin-like kinase 2a
Exons: 18
Coding region: 824-3169 (781 amino acids)
Biological process (GO): protein phosphorylation; intracellular signal transduction
Molecular function (GO): ATP binding; protein kinase activity
Source: RefSeq, a predicted model, not a curated record
CACACUGCGGCUCAGCCCACAUCCCUCCUCCUGCUGCUGCUGCGGUUGCGACACCGGCAGUGGUACAUUGGAAAGGCUGCCAAAGACAAGGAUGGUUUUUUACACUUGCGCUACCACAGUCAAACGCCUCUGCCAGGGAUCUCUUUCUUCCUGCAUCUGGUGAGCGAGACUGCAACACAGCAGACGACCCCCCCCCCCCCCGCCUCUCCUGUCGUACCCCCAUCCCCCCUCCCUCCCGAUCCUUGGGACGCGGAGAGCCCCCGCCAGCAUCGCGCUGCUGCUGCUGCUUCCGUUCCAGUUGUCAAGCCGGCUUGGAGCUGCAUCCGACCGCUUUCCUGCCUCGCUCGCUGCUGCAGCUGGCCGUGGACCACGGCAGACAGGCGCAGCAUCCCGCCGGCUCCCGCUCCCACAUCAGCCCCAGAGGCCGAGGUUGGGGCUGAGGGCACAACGGGAAUCUCCACUUCCCUCUUCCUUCGUGGACAUCAUCAAGGCCAUCAGCAGUGAUGUAGGAUGUGAAGAGGGGUUCUCCAUCCUGGAUCCACAGCGUGAGGAGCCCUACAUAUUGUCUCUGGUGAUCAAGACGUCUUCCUGCCAUUGCUCUGCAUUUUCCUUUGAGGAACAAUAAUAAUUAUUCAUACUAUUUGAAAUUUUAAGCCACAAUAGGAUCAUUAAGAGUGACCUUGUGUUUGAUUUUGGGAAAGGUGGUGUUAUCAGAGCUGUCAAUCAAAAAAGGGGGCCAGGGUUAUCCAGCAGCUUGGCAGUAAUAACAUCUUUUUUAAAGAAGUAUUUAUUUUUGUUUUAAUUUUUCAUUUCACGAUUAAUUAUGUCACACGAUCGGAGUAUUGAGUUGGAGCACUUUGAGGAGAGAAGCCGGGGUCACCGAUCAUCUCGGCGUGGAAGUGGCAGCGGAGGAGGAGGUGGUGGAGGUGGCGGCGGUGGAGGCGGGGCGGGCUCCCGUGGAAAUGGUUUACCAAGCCCUGCUCACAGUGCUCACUGCAGCUUUUACCGGACCCGCACUCUGCAAGCACUCAGCCAGGAGAAAAAAGCCAAAAAAGUCCGCUUUUACAGGAAUGGAGACCGCUACUUUAAGGGGCUUGUGUAUGCUGUCUCCCAGGACAGGUUCAGGUCCUUUGAUGCUUUGCUGGCGGAACUGACCAAGUCUCUCUCAGAUAACGUCAACUUGCCCCAAGGAGUCAGAACCAUCUACAGCAUUGAUGGUAACAAGAAGAUCACCAGUCUGGAUGAAUUGCUAGAAGGUGAAAGCUAUGUUUGUGCAUCCAAUGAGCCAUUCCGUAAAGUAGACUACUCCAAGAAUGUCAAUCCAAAUUGGUCUGUCAACAUCAAGACAGGAACAUCCCGCUCUCUCUCUUCACUGACAACAAGAGGUGAAGGAAAAGAAACCAAGGAUUUUAUCAGACCUAAACUGGUGACAGUUAUCCGCAGUGGUGUAAAGCCACGUAAAGCAGUAAGGAUACUUCUAAACAAGAAGACGGCACAUUCAUUCGACCAGGUUUUAAAUGAUAUCACAGAUGCCAUAAAGUUAGAUUCUGGUGCAGUCAGAAGGCUCUACACACUUGAUGGAAAGCAGAUUGUUUGCCUGCAAGAUUUUUUUGGAGAUGAUGAUGUCUUUGUCGCAUGUGGUCCAGAAAAGUACCGAUACGCCCAGGAUGACUUUUUGCUGGACAGUAGUGAGUGUCGUGUGAUGAAAUCAUCCUACUCACGUUCUGGUAGUGCCUCACGACAUUCUGGAUCAAAAAGUCCUGGGUUGUCUCGUCGAAGCAGAUCUCCUGCAUCAGUUAAAAGAGGAGGUUACUACACUGCAUAUUCUCCGGUCAAAUCCCCAGUGAAUGGAACACCAAGCAGUCAGCUGUCAACACCCAAAUCCACUAAAUCAUCCAGCUCUUCUCCGACCAGUCCUGGCAGCUUGAGAGCUCACAAGGUUUCCAAUCCAUCAUCAAGACCACCUUCUUCCACUUCGAUUAGUCACCAGAUAGGACUAUCUACCAACGUAAAUGGAGUACCUCAGCAAGCCAAUGGCAUCAGUCCUGAUGGUAUGAAUGGGAAUAAAUCCUUUCCAGUGUCGACUAUUCUUGAUAAAUAUAAAGUUGGAAAAGUGAUUGGAGAUGGAAAUUUUGCAGUUGUUAAAGAAUGUGUAGAACGGUCCAGUGGCAAGGAGUUUGCACUGAAAAUAAUCGACAAGGCCAAGUGCAGUGGUAAGGAGCAUUUAAUUGAAAACGAGGUGGCAGUGCUGCGGAAGGUUAAACAUCCCAACAUCAUCAUGUUAAUUGAAGAGAUGGAUACACCAACAGAACUCUACUUGGUAAUGGAGUUAGUCAAGGGUGGAGACCUGUUUGAUGCCAUAACAUCAUCGACUAAGUACACAGAGCGAGAUGCCAGUGCAAUGAUGUACAACCUGGCUUCUGCACUCAAAUAUCUCCACAGUCUCAACAUUGUGCACAGAGACAUCAAGCCAGAGAACUUGUUGGUGUGUGAAUAUGUAGAUGGAACCAAGUCCUUGAAACUGGGCGACUUUGGUCUGGCAACUGUGGUAGAUGGGCCCUUGUACACAGUUUGUGGUACACCAACGUAUGUUGCUCCAGAGAUCAUUGCAGAGAGUGGAUAUGGCUUGAAGGUUGACAUUUGGGCAGCAGGUGUCAUAACAUACAUCCUCUUGUGCGGCUUCCCCCCAUUCCGCAGUGAGAACAAUGUGCAGGAGGACCUGUUUGACCAGAUUCUUGUUGGCCGCCUGGAGUUUCCAUCUCCUUACUGGGACAAUAUCACAGGCUCUGCUAAAGAAUUGAUUAGUCGAAUGCUGCAAGUGGAUAUUGAGUCACGCUACACAGCUGAGAAAGUUCUGACGCAUCCCUGGGUGGCUGAUGAUAUGGCACAAGAGCAAGACAUGCAGAUAGCAGUAACUGGCAAAUUGAGAAAGCACUUUAAUCCAGCAACAAAGCAGAACAAUACUACUGCAGGCGUCAGUGUAAUUAUGUACACAGCUCUCGAUAAAGAAAGUCAGAUAUUCAGUGGUAAGCCCCAGCGAGAUAUUGAAGGAGUUGGUAUGGUGCAAACAUCUCAACCCUGUCCGGCUGAAGAUCCUUCCGUGUCUGGGUCCAUGACCUUUACCCCUUAUUCAUCUGAGUCAGUUGUGGCCCCUGCACCUCCUGUCUGAGCAUGCUCUGCAGGCCUGGUACAGCUACACUCGAGGAGAUAAAUGUAUUGUGCUUUUAGAAGCAUGGUAUUUAAAAAAAACCCUCUUUAAAGCAACUAAGAUUUAAAGAGAACCACAUUGAGUUAGUUUUAAACAAACUUGCUUGUAAACUGUUGGUUUUGUGUCAAAGUGCUUUCUGCUACUCUCCUGUAACCUGUGAAUCGCAUUAGGGAGUCAGGAUUCCUCAGCCGCAAAUGUGGGAGCGAGAUUGAGCUCUGAUGUGAGAAGCUGUCAGUGAGGUUUGAUAAGGGUUUAGGUGUUGUGAUACCGUACUGUUUUGUCUUAUCAAUACUUUCACCUAUCAAACCCUCAUCAACUAAUACUCCAAUUUGACUGAGCUUAAACACUGUGCUGUUCAACAAAUUAAUUAUAUUUUCUUAUGGGAUAACAGAGAGAAUCCCGUAAUUGGAAACAGUCAUCAUCUCCUUGUUGAACUUGGCAGAGUUGCUUUAUCUGUACACUGACUCCACUCUCCUGCCAUAACUUUAGUAGAUUCCUUGCACAUCCUCAGCAGGAGAAUGGCAAACACAGCUUUUCUCGAUGUUGGUGCCAUUUCUCCUGGGGUGUCUCCUGGUUUCCUGCUAAAAUUAUGUAGGAGAUAAUCCCAGCAAAUUUCAGGGUCACUCAUUAGACAGCCAAUUUUAAAGGAGGCAAAUCAGCACAUGGCUGUUUUAAAUCACUGUUCUUGGAGGUGGAACCUUGUAAAUGAGCUUAAAAUAUGUGGCUGAUGAUCUCACAUUGAAAAGGAAAUCCUGGUUCCAAAUUAGAACGUAAUCAUUCUGGUUCAUUUUAGACUAAAGCUUCUAGAAACUGGAUUAGCCAAAUUGUCUUUUAUUGCAAAAGUUUUCCCUAAGUAAUGAGUGUUAGGAUCUGCAGAGCAGACAUCAUCACAUUGAGUUGCAAAACAAUGACAAAACUUCCAAAUUCUUAAGGAAGGGCAUAAAACGGCAGAGAAAAUGAUCAUGUGUAAAAUCAAGCUGCUGGUAGUUGUGGAUCCCUGGUGGAAUCAGUGUGCACCUUUGUGAUGAUGGGUCUACCUCAACUCAUUGGGGCCCACAUUCACCCCAUUAACACAGGUCUCCUCAAUUCACCGGAGCCAAACAUCAUCUAUUAUACCAGAUAACCUGAUCACAUGAGUAUGCCAAAAUCCCAGUGCUUGAGGAACCUGCUUCAAUUUAUUUUAGUGCAAUUCAUGCAAGAAUUCAAGCAUGAGUCUCAAGUGUGAAUGGGAGGAGGUUGUGAAGAACGUAAAUGAAAUGCAAGAGCCCUCCCAGGCCGGAAAAGGUAUUUUCUGUGAUCAGUUGAUCAAGUGCGAUCAGUUCAGCAAACACAUCAAUGACGUCCAUGUGCCAAUAAAUGCACAAUACCUACUCAAGGCUCCAGGAUUCACACCUGAAACAGUCGCCUAACAACAGUCUCCACAUUUACCACAGCUCCAGCAAUCACACACAUUUCACACGCACCUUGCUGCUGUUCCUUUUUUCACACAGCCGACUUAGAGCAACAAUUAUAAAUCCAGCAUCAGUUCAGUUAGCUAGUCCAGUGCUCCUGAGGAGGAGUGCAUCUCUGCAUUGCCACUGUUGAAUGUGAACAAAGGGCAGGGUGCCAAUAUUUCACCAUUUUAGACCAGAGUUGCCACGGUCAGAUUCUGCUGAACCCACUAGUGCCACAGGCACUAUCAGAUCUAGAGCCUUCCAUAUUUUAUGCAUUAGGUCAAAACCAGGAGGCUUAACUAAUGGUUUGAAGGUUAAGUAUUUAUUCUUUAUGGGUGCUUUAUUCUUGAGAUUUCUUCAAACUGCUGCACUGUCUUGAGCUAUUCAGCAACAAGAGGCACAUCAGAAAGAUACAUUGCUCUAAGCACAUUGACACACCUUCUCUAGCAGAGGAAGCUGGUGAGGACCCGCCCAUUGCAGCAGCUCAUUGAUGGUGGCAUAUUGUGGCCACAGUAGGAUUGAGAAGAGGGUGUUGUCAACCAAGAGGUCAGACUCUAAAGAGCUUGUGGCCAGUGGUGUUUCAGAGAUUGUAGAAGAUGAUACCUACUACAGCUUCUCCAAUCCCACUUCCUCUUCUUGCAACCUUAUAAAACUUAGUUUAAACAAGCCUCCUUUACAUGUCCUUUCCCCUUGUCAUAAGUAUACUGUUCUGCCUUUCUCCUUUCAGAUACCCUUUCCCUUGAUCUGAGAGUCACAACCAGCAGCUGACUAUCUGGUCCUCCAUAUAAUUUAUAGGGUGGCCUAGAGCAGGAAUCUCUACAUCUCACCUGAAGCCAAGCCUUGAGGGCAGGGUAGUGGAGCUUUUAUGCUGCUUUUCAGAAAUCAAGGCCUCGCACCUCCAGAGGACUUGGGUGAGGAUUAUGAUGGUGCACCAAAAUGAGCACGGAGAUACGUGGGGCAUUGUCAGGCUUGUCUGAAUGGAUACAUAAGGUAUCUGGGAGCAGGAGCAUGAGCAGAAAUUUAAUUGUGGCCAUUUUUGGAAAAGCAUGUUAAGUGCACUAUAUACAUUUGUACAUAUGGGCAUGUCUUAACACCCCUGCUUAGGAGCACAGGGGAAUCCAGUUCCACAUCAACAAUAGCAGACUCAGUCACAGUACGGGAAGAGGCCAUUCAACCUAUCAAGUCAAUGCUGGCUCUCAGAUCAACCCCAUCAAUCCUAUUCCCCCAUUUUUGUCCCUGCAACCUACUGUCUUAUGUGGUCCUACCACCCAUCUAUGCUAGGGGCUAAUUUACAGUCACCAACUAACCUACCGCCCAACAUGUCCUUGGGAUGUGGGAAGAAACUGGAGCACCCAGUGGAAACCAACACAGUCACAGGAAUAAUGUACAAACUCCACAGAUUCAGAACUGGAGGUCGGGGUCACUGGAGCUGUGGGGCAGCAGAAUUGCCUGCUGCACUACUGUGCCAUCCAUUUUAUCAGGAGCAUUGAGGCUGUGAUGGCACUACAGUGAUCAGACCUCCAGCCAAUAACGAGGAUUGCUGUUGCCACAGCUCUUGGUAGUGGCAGCAAACCUGGGGGCUUUCUCAGCAGUCAGGCUCCCACCACAACACCACCAGCAAUGCCCUUGCUGUAGCCCAGGCUGCUCUCACUCAUAAUAAGACAAUGGAGAUGAAAUUGGUCCAUCUAGCCCCAGAGCUGCUUGCGAUUUCCCUCAUGGCCAUCUUGAUCUUCUUCCAUUACGAAUGAGCAAUUAUCUCCUCGCCUGGCUGCAGCCACUUGGGUGAAUUGCAUAGAAGUAGUAACCAAGGAAAGACACGUGGGAGACAUGCACUGAGGGAAUGCCCAAGGUCGAUUCAUCAGUGAUUACAUGAUUUUGUUGUUUUCAUGUAUGCAUUGGUUUUACCCAUUCAUUUGGUUGCUUUGUGUUUGAGCUCAAAUAGACAUUCAGAUGAACAGUAGCAAGGGAGGGUAGCAUGGGAACAGCUAUCUCUUUCAUAUUCUCAUGUGGUGAUAGGUGUAGCUGGAUAGCCAGCAUGCAUUAAUCAUCCCUAAUUGCUAUUGACGGUCAUGAUGGCUCAACUUCCUGGCCAGCUGCUUGUGGUGAAGGAACUCCUACAGUGCUAGACCAGAACAUUGUGAAAAAUGAACACAAAGAUCAGAGAUGGAUAACUGCAAGAUAAGACACUGUGUAAUUUGGUGUACAUCCUCUAAUUUGGACUCAAAUACACAAGAACACAAGAAAAUAGGAGCAGGAGUAGGUCACCAGGCUCCUCAAGCCUGUCCCACUGUUCAAUAUGAUCAUGGCUGAUCCAUGAUGGCCUCAGUUUCUUAUCUGUGCCUGAUUCCCAUAACCCUCAAUUCCUCAAUCUUUCAAAUAUUUAUCCGUCUCCACCUUAAAUAUAUCUAAUGAUCUGGCUUCCACCACUCUCAGAGACAGAGAAUUCCAGAGUUCCACUUCCCCCCAAGAGAGGAAAUUUCUACGCACCUUAGUUUUAAAUGACCAGCCCUUUAUUUUGUAGCCAUAUCCCCUUGUUUGAAACUCUCCCACUAGUGAAAAUAUCUCAACAUCCACCCUGUCAACCCUCCUUGGAAUCUUGAAAUGAUAGUUGCCUUUGUCCUUUUAGAUGGUGAAGGCCGAGGUUUUUCUGUGUACUGCUGAGGAAGCUUUGACGAAAUGUUGCCUUCCACCCUGUAGGUGAUGAACAGUACAGGCAUUGCACUAAUGGUGGACUGUAGCGUAUGUUCAGGGUGGUUCACGAGGGCGGUAGAGCAGCUCAUUGAUUUGUGCUAAAUAAGUUCAAGCUGCUGUGGAGCCGCAUUCACAGAGGCAAAAGAGAGCUCCCUCCUCAGCCUUGACUUGUGCCUUGUAGUAAAUGGAGAGUUUACACAAGUCGGGAGUUGAAUUCCUCAUUGCAGCAUGCGCAGCCGCUGACAUUUUUGCAGCUACAUUACUUGGCUGGGCCAGGACAGUUUUAUCAAUCCAGCAUUUGGUGUUGGACACGUGGGCAAUGGAAAUGGCAUUGCAUCUAGGAAAUUAUUACUUGCACUGGUUGAACUGGUCAUUGUCUGGCAUGAUCCUCGCAGUGCCAGUUGUUGGAGAGGUCUCCCCCUCUCUAGGAUUGGCUGCCUCUUCUAUAUAAGGGGCCUUUUAACUGAACAGCAAGGCAAUUAUCUCCACCCUCACAGCACCUCCAGAGAAGGCUUCAUGCCAUUGCUGCCUGUCUUGCCAUUCUUUUGCCCAGCUUCCUGUGCUCCUCUCCAUCUUUUCAUCCUCUCUCUCUGGCUACAGCUGCAAGGGUCAUGCCUGCAUUUUGUCAAGGUUGACAUUUACUACAAAGCGGGUGGGGGGGGGGUGGAUGCUGUGCAGAGACCACGGGUCCAGGCAACAACAUCUCUCCUCGAGGACCACAGCGGUUGUCCCUGGUGACCUAAUCUUAGCAGUGAUGGCAGUGGAAGCCCAACAAUUCAAUUCAGCAUCUUUAGUCAGGAGAGAAGGAACAUCUGCUGGGGUUCUUGCUCCUUGUUGCCCAACAGUCAUCUCAGUUCCAAGUGUGAAUGUAGACUUGGUGAAGGAGGACACAAUGAGCUGAAAUGUCAUUCAAUAACAUGUCAACAACUCCCACUUUGUGCUCACGUAUGAAUAAUCAACACAUAGCCUACAAUUCAUAUCCCAGCCUGACCCAUUGCCUUGUGAAGAACAGUAGAAUAGCUUACAUAAAUGCAAGGUACUUUAACCCAGACUAUUGACUGCUAUGCUUGGAGAUAGCAGAUUCAAUUAAGAUUAUUUGUUAGAAUUUUCCCAGGUCUUCUUCUCUUCCUCUGCUGUGUAACUUUAAAGGAAACUUUUUAUUUAGGGAAACAGGAAUUACAUCAAUGGAAUGAGAGAGAUCCCUUGGACUUUUUUUUGGGAUUAACGUGCAAUAAACUUGGACUGUAUUGUCCACAGUUAAAGUUAAACUGUAUGAACUAGAAAUGUUGUUAUGCUGCAUAAUGUUUCUGUAUGGCUCACAGUGGAUUUUUUUAAAGGCUGUGUGCUAGCAGCAUAUACUGGGCUUUCAAUCCAGAUCCUCUGUUCAUAUGACAGUAUGUGCACAGAGACUGCUGAGCACAUACAUUAAUGUCAAAAAAAUGUGCAGCACACAUUCUGAAUCACUUGCAUAUGUGGCCCUUGAAUAGUGUGGGCCUCACAAGAACGGUUGGGGACUGUUUUUUGUUGGUCAAAGUGCCACCCUGCUGGGGAGUGCAUGGUGUCAGUCAUCUUCCAGUUGGCUUCUUUAACAGAUCAUAUGCACCCUUUGCUCCCCCAUACCCUAUCGUUUUCCUGAGGCCAUCCCAAUGUUUUUCCUGACCACCCAAUCGGUAUCCCUCCUCAGCCCACCCAUUCAUGCUCACCCCUGUCUAUCAUCUUCCUCAUCUCCCCAACAAUCCCCCCAACUCCCACUGUACUCCCUGAUUACUUCACAACCCCACCAUCAGAUUCCCUUCCCAAGCAUAUUUCCUUUCCAAUUUUUUAACCCUCUUAUUUAUUAUAUAUAAAAUUUAUGUUUAUGUAUUGUCUGAAUCUACGUGCCUGUGAUGCUGCUGCAGGCAAGCUUUUCAUUGUACCUCUACCUCACCGUCCCUGUGCAUGUGACAGUAAAUUCAACUUGACUUGACUUAACAUUCAUGGCUAUCAUGGCAGAUUGCUGGAGAAACACAUUGCAAGACCUUUCCCAUGAAAGGCCUUGGGUUUCAUGCAUGGUGGACUAUUGUAAUUGGAAGCUUCGGACAAACUGAUGUGGACAACCUGCACAGCAUCACUUUCAGGUGUAUUUUUGCAGACAUUACAGUUUCUCAGCCUAUAACUCAACAUUUCAAAGUGGUGGAAUGUAGAUUCAUCAGCUGUUUCUCCAUGUGACAUUCAACUCUUGGGGAGGACAUCUGGUGGAAAGUAUCAAGUGGGGACAGACCUGGGCUGAGACUGAGAAGAGAAAAUUGAAGGAUGGAUCUACUGGGGUCAAGGGGCCAAGCUAAUUUUUAAGAUGCCAUUGUGAGGAGUUUGGGAGCAUGCUGCUUCCCUCCUUAGCUAUAUCAUGAUGAUGUCAUUUGGGCUAGGGGUGGGGGUUCAAGUAGAUGAGGGGAAAAAAGAAAGAUCAAGUAAAAUAUGCAAGAAUAACAAUGAACACAUACUAAGAUCUGGUGACUCGACAACACAAGCAUGUAUAAUAUACUUUCAGGUUUGCAUUGUGGGUGCUGAUGGAUUUUUCAGCCUGAUCCACUGACCAGUAAGCCAUUUCUGUUGUGCCUCUGUAACCGAUCUUAAUUGCCAACAGAAUUUAUCAAAAUAAAUAUUUGGACUGAUUUUUAUACCAAAGUGUAAAUCAGUGGAUACCACAGCUAAUUUCUGUCAGCAAUGAGUUCUCUAAUUUUCAAAUCUGUAAGCAAAUUCCUUAACACUGUUGGUCAGUCAGUUGAGGAUAGGAUUAGAUCUUGCUGUGAUGACCCCAUUGUUCAGACUUACUCUUUAGUUUUCCUCAUGCAUGAAGAUUAAACACUCAUUGGGUAGCCAGCUCACUUGCAAUUGAGGAAAGGAAAUGGAUGUGAAGAAUCUGAUGGCACCUAAUGCAAUAUUUUGAUAAUCUGCAUUUAUCGGUCACUUAUAAUGAAAGGAAAAUGGCUGCAACACCGAAGCUUGCUUCUGAUAUGUUCAAGUCAUACAGUAUCAUUGCAUGCUGGUAGUUUAGCUGUCCUGGUGAGAUCAUUAAACUUUCAACAUUAGGUCAUUAUACAGAAAAUGCUGAAGAUAACACUUAUCAUGGCUACCUCCAUCUACUUUGCUGCACAAUUUUACAUUGAUUGCUCUCUUUUUCUCAAUGUCAAUCAGCCAACAGAUCCAAUUUUGUUAUUAUUUCCAGAUGUAGCAUUUCCAAAGGAAUACAAGAGGGUAGAGUUUGAAUUUGAGCUUGCCAGUUCCAAUGCUAAUUAUGCCUCAACUUAUGCCCAGUUUGGUGUGCCUUUUUUCCCUGAGUUUCUGCUCAAAUUCAAAAUCAUUGAGUAAUUUUUUAAAAAAUCAUUCAAAACUGACCUUUUAGUUUCUUAACUCUAAAAUAUCUCAGCUGAAUUUUUAGAUCUUUCUCAGAGACUCGCCAAUGAAUGCAGUUAAUAGAAACUCCCAAUAGUGAUUAAUUUACUCUGGGGCAUGGAAAGUUUUGUGAGAAGUGCCUACUUCUAGUAACUUAUUUUUAAAAAGUAGAUCAAAAGAUCACAAAAACCUGAGUGGGAGUGGGACUGAAUGCCAUUUGUGAGUGAGAUUUGGUGUAUUUUGUAUAGGGGAAAUAUGCUAAAAGUGCAAUCAAAUUGAAACUCCAGCACAGGGUUCUAGAAAAUGCUGCUGAUCUCUCAAAUAUGGACCUAGGUUUGAACUAGCUCAUUAUUAUUUAUGGCCUGAUUAAAACAAAGGGGAAGCAGUUAAAUUAUGUGCACCAAUUUACCAUUACAUAACUGAGAUAGGUUAUUAGAACACCACAAGGAAAACUGGGGUGCCUGCUUUAAACAUGCAAAUCACAUGUUAUAAAUGAAUGUUGUAGAUGUGUUGCUAAAUUACAAUGAAGUUAAAACUAUGUACAUCCAUACGUGCCGGAUGGCAGGAAGACAGUAUUGUCCUUGCACUGAAUUCAUUGCCAGAAGGUUUUACUGUAUAAGUACACUCCUUGCACAAUGUCUUGCUGGCCUUGCAUUAGUCUGAGCAUACUGUUCUAACAAUUCUACAUAAAUGAGCCAUUCAUUGGCAUGAGUAAUUAAGUUAUGCCAUGCAGUGGAUCAGAAUUCCUUUGGCUUGAUGGAUGUAUAAAGAUUGACCCUUACCCAGCCAAGAAUGGUUGAUAAAUUCUCAUUUAGAACAAUGACUAGUCUGUGAACUUCACCAAAAUGCCAAUCAUAAUUAACAGUGUUUAUUAUUCAUUGUAAAUCAAAGUGUGUUUUAUUUGUCUGUUUACAUUUUAAAACAAAAGCUCUCUGUAAUUGUGAAGGGGGAUGGAUUUGUUAUGUACAGCACUGGACAAAACACUCGAGGGAUUCCAGAAAUAUUCCAGCACUGUUUCUGGAUGGAGUCAAAUCAGUACAAACAUCUUCCUAAUAAAGGCCUUUCAGAACAUGUUUAUCAUGUGCAUGUCAGAGAAAUGUGAUCAGUAUUUGUUGGGAACCAUGUUCAGCCUCACUGAAUGUGAAUAUAAGAGUUGGAGUUUUAUUUAUUGGGGUAAUUUAUAAAAGGUAUUUAUAGCUGUCAAGCCUGAAAAGAAAGUGCACUAGUUUUCUAAAAGAUUUCAUUCUUUUUGGCUAUAUGUCUGAUUUUCAACAUUUAUCCUGUGUUACAUUACAAACUUUAAAAUAAGCAGUUAUAACCUAGUUCUUCUUCUACAGUUUUGAAUAAACUAUCCUGCAUGUUACACAAACAUUGGCAAGUCCACUGCUUAACUCAUUCACUACUGAGAAUGCUGACUGACAUCUCAUGCACUGAGGUUACUGAUGCAAGGAGGUUGCUGGGCUGUGCUGGGGUCACAGCUGUGUAAGUGAGCAGAGGCUGUUGUAAGUGAAUGGCAUGCUAAUAAAUGAAUUGAGAUAUUUACCAAAGCAUUCUUUCAGUGGAGAAUGAAAUCUCAAUCUGGCCAUCCUUGGCAAUUCAUUGUUAAAUUUUAGCUGAUUGUGAUAGUUUGUCAUCUGCAGUGUAGAAAAAUAUAAGAAGAACUGGUUCUUAAACAAUGGUUGAAAUAAGCUUGUACUUUCUUCUCCUUUUCAGUCUUUUGUUCCCAUCCUUAGUUCUUCAGUCCUGAUGCUAGUUUUGUAAUAGAAAUUCGCACAAUAAAAAAAAGU